UGCUUGGUUCGAAGCAGACAGCCUGUUUGUGGCGAUUCUGUGGUUGUGGAGCUGGAAUGCCCAGGUGGUGGAAAUUCAUUCACAUUCAGCCGUUUAUUAUGAGACAGAAAGCGAAAACACCACCAUCUCCAAAUCUGAUGCCAUUUUUCUACUGUGGAGCACAAACAGGCUCGGGUGAGAGGAACCUCAUUGUGAAUGACACUUUAUGGUCAUAGUGAGGUUGCAGCUCUCGUCAUACACAUAAUGAAGAGAGAGAGAAAGAGCGAGAGCAGUAACACUUUCUCCUCCUCAUCCAUCACUCGUGCCAGCACAGAGAGGAGAUCUGGUGGAUCCGGAGAGAAGCCCCUCCCCACAGAUCAUCGCACCAGUCGAUGGUCCUUUUUUAACUUCAUUGUUGCAGAAGAAGCGACGCCCCGCUUUGCCUCGGCUAAAGGAUCAAACACCCCCUUCUGAUCAACGCGACCCUCGGGUUUGUUCUCAUGGAAAUCAGAGCCAGCCCCCCGGACACACUUUCUGCACAGAUGCAAAGUUGAAGCGCAUUCCCAGCCGGGACCUCAGACGAUCACGAUGUGUCGGAGGAGCUGAUCGUUCAUAGGGUUUUUUUUCUGUUGGGUUUCUUCGCCAGGACAGCUCACUUUUCUCCCCAACAUGCAGGAUUUGGUGAAGCACGUUGUUCUGUGCGCGCUGCUCGGCUGCGUUUACGCGUCGUGUCCCCCGCGCUGUGAGUGCUCGGAGGCGGCUCACACCGUGAAGUGCGUCUCCAGAGACCUCAGGAGUAUCCCGACCGGGAUCCCAGGAUACACCAGGAAUCUGUUCAUCACCGGGAAUCAGAUCAGCCGGAUCGGUCCGGAGUCUUUCAAGGGACUGGAGAAUGUCACCAACCUCUCUCUGAGCAAUAAUAGGAUUUCUGAGGUGGAGUCCCACACCUUUGCCGGGCUCCGAAGCCUCCGCUCUCUUGAUCUAAGCAACAACCAGCUGGCAGUCAUCCACCCUGAAGCCUUCACUGUGCAGAACCAGUCUCUGCGGGAGCUCAAUCUGAGCCGAGCGCUCUAUAACCACUCCUCUGUGAUGGACCUGGCUACGUCUCUCCGCUGGAGCUCCCUGGGGAACCUGAGGGGACUGGACCUGUCCCACAACAGCCUCAUUUUCUUACCAUCAAGGAUCUUCUCCCACCUGAGCAACCUGCAGCGCCUCUAUCUCUCCAACAACUCCCUGGUUGCAAUCCACAACUCAACUUUUUCAGGUUUGGAGCGUCUGCAGGAGCUUGACCUGACGCUGAACGCCCUGAAGACGGUGCCCGAGGAGGGUCUGCGUGAGCUGGACUCCAUGCCCGAAGCGACUCUCCUGCUUGGGGAGAACCCGUUCAUGUGCAAGUGUGGGAUCGAGCCUUUCGCUCUGUGGCUCAACAGAUCACAGGGACGCAUCAGAGAUGCAGAGAGCCUUGUUUGCGCCUUCCCAGUCAGCAUGAGGAAUACGUCCAUGCUUGCUGUUGGCACGCUCACUUUAGGAUGCCAUCAGAGGAGCGCAGGCGCUGACCUCGCUCUGCAGACCUCAUACGUCUUCCUGGGUAUUGUCCUUGGCUUCGUGGGCCUCAUCUUCCUCUUUGUGCUUUAUCUCAACCGCAAGGGCAUCAAGAAGAGGAUAUACGACAUGCGUGACGCCUGCAGGGAGGUGUGGGAGGGGUACCACUACCGCUUCGAGAUUGACUCUGGCCCCAGGCUAUCACAGGUCUCUACUAACGCUGACAUGUGAGGGGACAUUUACGCCUGGUGUGUUUUCUAUGGACUUUUUUCUAUUGCAUUUAUCAGUACCCUAAUGUAAAAAUUGUACAGGUUUUUCUGUAAAUAUAUACAUACAUGAGCUAAUAAUCCUUCUGCCUUGUUGAUUAAAGCAUGCACUGCCUGCCUUUCUUUAUUAUA
Molecule: messenger RNA, 1919 nt
Organism: Cheilinus undulatus (humphead wrasse)
Lineage: Eukaryota; Metazoa; Chordata; Actinopteri; Labriformes; Labridae
Gene: tpbg1b
Product: trophoblast glycoprotein a
Exons: 4
Coding region: 649-1752 (367 amino acids)
Biological process (GO): negative regulation of canonical Wnt signaling pathway
Cellular component (GO): plasma membrane
Molecular function (GO): protein binding
Source: RefSeq, a predicted model, not a curated record